Molecule: messenger RNA, 942 nt
Organism: Brassica oleracea var. oleracea
Lineage: Eukaryota; Viridiplantae; Streptophyta; Magnoliopsida; Brassicales; Brassicaceae
Product: myb-related protein 305-like
Exons: 3
Coding region: 130-942 (270 amino acids)
Biological process (GO): regulation of DNA-templated transcription
Cellular component (GO): nucleus
Molecular function (GO): sequence-specific DNA binding; DNA-binding transcription factor activity
Source: RefSeq, a predicted model, not a curated record
UAUACACGCCCAUGUUCAACCACAAACAUGAAUAUAAUAGAGCAAAUCACAGUCUUACAUGCACACAUAUAUACAUAAGUUGUAGUAUAUUUGCUUGCGUGUGAAAUUGUUUCUGAGGAUCGAAGAGAUAUGCUUUAUUGGGGAGUUGAUCAAGUCCAUCAUCCAAACCAUGAUCAAGAUCCUUAUAAACAACAGCAACAACAAGGAUGUAGAAAGGGACCAUGGACACCUGAAGAAGACAAGCUUCUUGGUGAGUAUGUUUCUUCGAAUGGGGAAGGAAGAUGGAGCACUGUUGCUAAGUCUGCAGGGUUGAAUAGAAGUGGCAAGAGCUGUAGACUAAGGUGGGUGAACUACUUGAGGCCAGGGCUUAAGAGAGGUCAAAUUACUCCUCAAGAAGAAGGAAUCAUCCUUGAACUUCAUUCCCUAUGGGGUAACAAGUGGUCGACAAUCGCAAGAUAUUUACCAGGACGAACUGAUAACGAAAUCAAGAACUAUUGGAGAACACAUUACAAGAAAAAAGAAAAAUCUUUUUCAAAGCAAGAAAAACUCAGAAGAUCCCGGAAACAACUUGAUCUAAAAACACAACCGCAACUGCAGAAUCAACAGUCUAAGCUGGUGUCUGAAGACCACAUAAAUCUCGACAACAAACAAAACAUAGCUACAUAUUUCUCUUACCCGACUAGUGUCUACAAUGACAAAUUUCAUAUGCCUCAAAACGUUGCAGCAACCUCAAGCGACCACUCCAUGAUUGAUGAAGGUAACUUCUGGUGCAGCUUGUGGAGUCUAGAAGACGAUGACCCACACCGUUUUGGUGGUGGCUCAGAACAGAGAACAGCUACUAGUAUUGCUGAGAAGUUUAACGGCGGCGGAAAUGAGGCUCCGUUUUGUGGAUCAUGGGAUUAUAGUUAUAACGAAUUUUAUAAUGGAGGCUAUAUUUUUUAA